Molecule: messenger RNA, 444 nt
Organism: Mesorhabditis spiculigera
Lineage: Eukaryota; Metazoa; Nematoda; Chromadorea; Rhabditida; Rhabditidae
Source: the annotation of a GenBank genome assembly
AUGAAGGAGCUGCUCUCGAUCCGGGAGCGCAUCGAGCGCGAGGAGAAGACGAUCGAAGAGCUGAGGCGGCGGAGGCAGAUGCGCGAAGCCGCCGACGCCGCCAAGAAGUCGACGUUCGAUGCGCAGACGAGCACGGCUAGGGAUACGUCGGGCGCCUCGCUGUCGAUUCGGGACAUUGGCAUAUCGUUACGUUCUCCGCAGAAGGGCUAUGCGGCCAUUGGGCACACGACAACCAUCGGGUUGGAUAGGAGCCAACCACCCCUACCGACUACGCGUCCACCCCCCACCCCGCCAAAGGUGGAUCGUUCCGUAGGCUCUUCCACCCUUCUCGACAACGACUACAUGGCCCAUGCCUCAUCUACCGCCUCAACCUAUGCCCGGGAUGCAGAAGUUCGGUUGAACCUGUUCAUGAACGACCCCGGGAAAGAGUCGGAGACUACUGUA